Molecule: messenger RNA, 1290 nt
Organism: Penicillium subrubescens
Lineage: Eukaryota; Fungi; Ascomycota; Eurotiomycetes; Eurotiales; Aspergillaceae
Product: putative iron-sulfur cluster-binding protein
Exons: 4
Coding region: 1-1290 (429 amino acids)
Molecular function (GO): 2 iron, 2 sulfur cluster binding
Source: RefSeq, a predicted model, not a curated record
AUGCAGUUGCUGAGUGCCUAUUUCUUAUCGCCCGGCUCGGUGAUCGUGGCUUUAUUGGCAUUGAUCUUCUUGGCUCACCAGUCAUGGCCAUCUCUUUCUUAUCGAAAGAAAACUUAUCAACUCUCCGGCGAGAUCUCCGAGGUACAUGACGAAAACGAUUUAACAGUUUCCAAGGAUCCAGAGGUUCCUAAGGGAUGGUGGUCGAGUCGUGAGGUCUUUGAACUGGAACGCCGAGCUAUCUUUAGCAAAUCGUGGCUGUAUCUUGCCCAUACCACUCAGUUUAGCAAGGCCGGGGCAUAUCAGUCUUUUGAUAUCGCUGGAUUUCCGAUCUUCUUGAUCCGCAGCAAGGAUAAUAAGAUUCGAGCAUUCCACAAUGUGUGUCGACACCGCGCCUAUACAAUUACCAGGAAAGAGACCGGAACAUCUACUGUGCUCGGUUGCCGCUACCAUGGAUGGAGUUACGAUACUACUGGCCGAUUAGUCAAAGCACCACAGUUUGACGGUAUCCCUGGCUUUAACAAAUCUGAGAAUAGUCUUUUUGAGAUUCACACGCAUACUACUGACCAUGGAAUGGUUUUUGUCAACCUUGAUACCGGACAGCCUACUCCUUUCCCUGACUCUACUGCUUCAAGUUUGGAUGGCUUUGUAAAAAUUGCUGGCCUUGGCUCAAAAUCAAUUUGGCUUGCUGGUCAGACACUGACUGGGACGUUUAACUGGAAGUUUGGAAUGAGCCCUCAAUACUGCACAGAUGUCACUGCCCGGCUUGAAGAAAUUGUCUCGGCUGCGUCACUACCUUCAUUUGCAUCCAAGCUUACCAAAAUCAUCACACGGCACAACAGCCGAGCAGAUUGUCACUUGUUCCCUGUGAACAUUCUCUAUUCCUUUGAGAAUGCCCCUCUUUGGGUCUCUAUUUCCUACUUGCCCGCAUCUGAAUCAAUUACCCAGGUUCGCUAUGACUUAUUCAAUCUGUCGUCUAAAUCCGGGAUCAACGAGAAUCAACUCGCAAGUGCGGUUGCAGGGUCCGUUAAAGGCUUUAUGCAGGGCAUUGAGACUGGUUUUCAGUCAGUCACAACUUCACCUGUUGAGAAUAGUUCCAAUACUCGACGGAUUCUGGAACAGCUUCAAGAACACGCAAGACUGGAGAAGAAGAGCGGUGGUCAGAUUCUUCCGGCUAUGCGUCAACCCAAGGGAAGCUCAUUGUUCCAACAGGCAGAGCAGCUUUGCAAGGAAAUUGACUGUUCCGGCUCUGGCUCUGGAUCCGGCAAUGGCUCGGGCAGUCUCGACUGGUAA